Messenger RNA from Mesorhabditis spiculigera, 450 nucleotides. The record is from the annotation of a GenBank genome assembly. NCBI's taxonomy places the organism in Eukaryota, Metazoa, Nematoda, Chromadorea, Rhabditida, Rhabditidae.
AUGGAAUGCUCCCCAUUCCAUCGUUGCGGCUCCUGCUGGCCCGACAACUGCUUCGCACUCCAAAACUACACUCGAUACUAUGUGAAAGAGUACGCCCAGAUUAACGGUACCAACCCUGAAGACACGCGCAAUAAGAUCAAGGCUGAGCUGCAGGCUCGAGGCCCGGUUGCAUGCGCCAUUGGAGCCACCAAGAAGUUUGAGUACGAAUACACCAAUGGAGUUUACUCGGAGGAGAGCAACCUGGAGUCGAACCACAUCGUGACGGUGUCAGGAUGGGGAGUCGAAAAUGGCACCGAGUACUGGACGGUUCGCAACAGCUGGGGAGAUGCCUGGGGAGAGACCGGUUGGUUCCGCGUUGUCACUUCUUCCUUCAAGGAAGGAAAUGGCGACAAAUGGAAUAUGGGCAUCGAAAGGGAGUGCUACUAUGCCAUCGUUGAUGCCUCGAACCUG